Angiostrongylus costaricensis is the source of this 2091-nucleotide messenger RNA. NCBI's taxonomy places the organism in Eukaryota, Metazoa, Nematoda, Chromadorea, Rhabditida, Metastrongylidae. The record is from the annotation of a GenBank genome assembly.
AUGGUGAUUUCUGCCAACGAGAGAGAGGUCACAAGUCGCAGCAACAGUGGAAAAUUGGAGAAAAUCGACACCUUGUCAGCAAUUCCAUACAUAUUUCCUUCAAAACUGUUGUGGGAUCAAAUAACUGUUGUUCAGGUUGGCCAGCAGUCUAAGUACAUACCACUUCAUGAGAGGAUUGCUCGGCGAAUCCGGGAUAAAACACCAUUUUUCUCGCUGGAGUUCUUUCCACCAAAGACAGCAAACGGUGUUGCUAAUUUUUUUACCCGUCUCGAUCGCUUCAAUGAAGGUGGUCCAUUGUUCGUUGACAUUACAUGGCACAUAGCAAGUGAUCCAGCGAACAUGAACAAGGAGACCUCUUCUUCGUCGAUUGCUGCCGGUUGUCUAGAUUAUUGCCGAGUUGACACUAUGCUACAUAUGACCUGUGCACAGUACUCGAAAGAGCAGACCAUUAAGCAUCUUGAACAGAGUAAAUCGGUCGGCUUGCGCAAUAUCCUUGCCUUACGCGGAGACCUCAACAACACGGACACUGAUUAUGAGUCUACCAUAUACAGGUAUCGUGCUUUGGAUAUGAUUCGUUGGAUCCGUGAAGAAUUUGGAGAUUAUUUCACAAUCUGCUGUUCCGGAUAUCCUCUUGGUCAUCCUGAAGCUCCGUCCUAUAAGGCUGAUUUGCAGUAUCUGAAAUCGAAAUGUGAUGCCGGUGCGCAGUUCAUCAUCACUCAAUUGUUUUUUGAGGCUGAGGUUUUCGAAAAAUUUGUACGUGAUUGUCGUGAGAUAGGAAUCACUGUUCCAAUAAUCCCAGGGAUUAUGCCCAUAAUGGGUUACGAUUCAAUUCGUCGGAUAGCGAUGCUAUCUCAGCUUACAAUACCUCAGUCAAUUCUGUUAGAUCUAGAGCCAAUCAAGCAUGACGACGAUGCUGUACGGAAGUAUGGAACCAUUAGGGCAACAUUUAUUCAGGCCAUCGAAAUGUGCCGUAGGAUUCUCGCCAACGGAUCCGCACCCUCAAUACAUUUAUACACGAUGAACAGGGAGGGAGCAUGCCGGCAAAUGCUUCAAGAACUAGGUUUGUGGCAUAAGAGACCGAUGCGAGCUUUGCCGUGGGAACCGCACGGGUCGAAUCACCCUCUGAGAUGUAAGGAGGACGUACGGCCUAUAUUUUGGAGCGCUCGGCCGAAAAGUUACAUCUACAGAACUCGGGACUGGGAUGACUUUCCUAAUGGUCGAUGGGGAAAUAGUUCUUCUCCAGCAUUCGGCGAUUUAAAUGAUUACUAUUUAUUUCAUCUUAAGAUAACCCAGACUAAAAAAGAAGACCUCCUUAAAAUGUAUGGCGAAGAGUUACUCUCAUUCGAUGAUGUAAAGAAAGUGUUCAAAAAUUUUAUCUCUCAGGAGACUAAUGAGCACGGAGUUAAGGUGACAAGCCUUCCAUGGAAUGAGAAGGAAAUAGGUGUUCAGCCAGAGACGAGACUAAUCAACGAGCAAUUGUUAUGGUGCAACCAAAACGGUAUUCUAACUGUGAACAGUCAACCUUCAGUAAAUGGUGCUCCGUCCACAGAUCCACUAGUGGGAUGGGGAAAACCCGGUGGUUACUGUUAUCAGAAGGCUUAUCUCGAGUGUUUCAUUAGCAAGGAAAAUGCAAAAUCCCUUCUGGAGAUUAUUGACGAGUUUUCCCCGCGAAUCAAUUAUCACCUCAUCAAUCAUGAUAUUUUUUUUGAACGUGUAUCACUCACAAUUCAUCAGGGUUCAUUCGAUCGCAUGAAUGGUGAGACUACAACUCCAAUUGCUGUCACGUGGGGCGUUUUCCCUGGAGCUGAAAUUGCACAGCCAACAGUCGUCGAUCCGUUGGCAUUUCGUGCCUGGAAAGACGAAGCAUAUGAUGCGUGGAUCAAGCACUGGGCAAAUCUGUACCCCAAAGAUUCUGAUUCGCGCAAGAUUCUCCAAAAAAUUCAUGAUGAAUUCUUCCUGCUUAACGUAGUGGAUAAUGAUUUCCAAAGGCCUGUGAUCAUUUACGAGAUGCUUGAAAAGAUGUUGAGAAAAACAAAAGAGAACGGUGCUUCUGAGGGCACUCCUGAAGAAUCCACAAACGAAUACGAGUGA